AUGAAAGGUUUCCCACCUCCCCACGGAGGAGGCACAGAGACAUUUUUGACUCUGCGUCUGCCGGACUCUGUGAUAUCGCGUUUAAAACCCUGGAGCGCUCGAGAUGUCCAGAGUUGGGGAGCUCGCGAAGACGAGGCCCUUUUGAUUGGGGCCUACAAGUACGGCUUCGGGGCCUGGGCGCCCGCAGCAGCAGCUUCAGCAGCAGCAGAAGGAACCGCAUCUUCCUCAGCAAUUCCUGAGGGGACUUCUUCUUCUUCUGGAAUUCCUGACGAGUGCCAGCUGCUGCAGCAGCAGCAGCCGCAGGAGGUGAGCAACGACCCGAAUUUAUGUCUGCCUCAAAUUCGGGACAUAAAAUUCGACAAGUUGAAGAUGAGGGCUUUGAGGACUCUGAAGUUGAUAGAGAAGCAGCUGCUGCACAGCGGCAGCAGCAGCAGCAGCAGCAGCGCAGCGAGGAACACGCGGUCUUUGAGGCCCAGCCCCGUUGCUGCUGCUGCUGCUGGAGCAGCAGCAGCAACAGACCUGACAG
Eimeria tenella is the source of this 526-nucleotide messenger RNA. RefSeq lists its product as uncharacterized. The annotation marks the transcript as partial. The record is from RefSeq and is a predicted model, not a curated record. Lineage: Eukaryota; Apicomplexa; Conoidasida; Eucoccidiorida; Eimeriidae. The transcript has 4 exons.